Molecule: messenger RNA, 6850 nt
Organism: Ylistrum balloti
Lineage: Eukaryota; Metazoa; Mollusca; Bivalvia; Pectinida; Pectinidae
Exons: 25
Coding region: 1-6753 (2250 amino acids)
Biological process (GO): attachment of mitotic spindle microtubules to kinetochore; spindle attachment to meiosis I kinetochore; kinetochore assembly
Cellular component (GO): kinetochore
Molecular function (GO): zinc ion binding; centromeric DNA binding
Source: RefSeq, a predicted model, not a curated record
AUGGGGAAACCGAAGAAGAAGAAAGAUUUCUUUGUCAAUCCACUGAAGAACAAAAAUAUAGGAUGGCGAACAGGAAAAGACCUUCUUGCAGGAAAAAUUAUCAGAGUUAAUGAGCAAGGAGUUGAAAAUCUGGAGGAUUACUAUUCAGAAUCAGAUGCAGAUUUCACACAAGAUUUGACAGUUAAUAAUUCUCGGAUGACCAGAAGUUCUAAGGAGUUUAAGUAUAAGUCUAUCGAUGAGAACAAAGAUCCAGAAAAUGAAGCUCAGUCUCAGAGUACAAAGUUUGAGUCAAGCCAGUCAGGGCAACUUGGAUCAAGUCAGUCCUCCAAUAUGUUUGCAUGGCUCAAGAACAAAAACAUUGGAAGGAGGACAGGGAAGGAUGUUCUAGCAGGGAAGGUGAUCACUAAAAACAGUCAUGGCUUUGAUAACAUUGAAGAUUACUUCUCAGAAUCCUCAGAUGCGGAGAGUAUGUUUAUGUCUAAGAGUCGUAUAAGUGUAGGAUUAGAUAGCACUGAUGUUGCCAUGGAGAACUCAGCCCAUCCUGAUAGCUGUAGAACAAAACCUGGGGACAGGCGCUUCACUAAAGGCAAGGAAAACUCUUCACUAAGAAAAUAUUUGUUGAAAACAUAUAUGAUACAAACAAAAGAAGAAGAUGUCAUUUGUGGAAAGUGUCGUAUGUCAUGUCAUCGCUCAAUACUACAGCGUCGUACACACAUCGCUCAACACCACUCUUCAGUUGAAGCCCCUUGUAAUAAAUCAACAAAGAACAUCCUUUCAUCGCCGCGGAAUAUUACACUUUCAAUCCCAUCCACUGGAAGUAGCCACAAAAAAUGUUUUGUAUGCAAUACUUACCCAAAGAAACUGGUGGUAAUAUCUCGUGACGCGAAAUACGACCUCUUCCUGCGAAAAGGGGUUUUAGUUCCGUUCGGAGCAAGAUGUUGUAGUCAUCAUAUCGAGGAUGGUCUAUUGCAAAAUGAUGCUUGUGAAAACAUUGCUAUAAAAAGUGACCUAUCUUCUCUUAAUCGUACUGAAAUAGUGGCAUUGAUUUCUAAGAUUAGAGAUGUAGCAAAUACACAGCAAAGCAAACGCAUUGACUUUGACUCACCGCAUGCCCUUUCGAAUGAAGAUUUCAUUACACUAACUGGACUAUGUACACAGCAUUUUAACGAUUUGUGUACUCACUGUGCUGGUUCUGUGCGAUCUUCAAAGAAUAGGAGCAUUAAAUCUUGUGUCGGCAUCUUUCUUACUAAACUAAAAAGUGGCAUGUCAAAUAAAGUCCUAUCAACAGUUUUUAACAUUGGAAAAGAUUCUAUUCGACGUGCAGUAACAUCGGCAAGAGUUGCACUAGCGAAAGACUUUGUUCCAUCAAAUUUGGGAUUUCAGCAUGUUAGUCGACAAGAUGUUAUACUGAAACACACAAGACCACUCGCCCAAACAUUGUUUGGAGGACUUAUGGAACCAGCCAUUCUUGUAAUUGAUGGCACCUACAUUUAUAUACAAAAGAGUGGCCAAUUUAUGUUCCAAAGGAGGAGUUACAGCAUGCAUAAGCACCGGCCGUUGGUAAAACCUAUGAUGUUUGUCACCACAACAGGUUACAUAGUGUCCGUGUUAGGUCCCUAUUUUGCCGAUUCCAAAAACAAUGAUGCCAGCAUCCUGAAUCAGAUUUUAAAUUCCAACAUUCAAGAAAUCAAGGAGUGGAUUCAGGAAAAUGAUGUGUUUGUGGUUGACAGAGGCUUUAGAGAUUCCAUGGACCUCCUACAACAGCUAGGAAUACAAACAGAGAUGCCUUCUUUUUCCAAGCAAAGGAAACAGCACACUACCGGAGAAAGCAACGCUUCCAGGCUUGUUACUAAAAUAAGAUGGGUCGUUGAGGCUGUGAAUGGACGGUUAAAAACCUGGAAAUAUUUGGAUCGUGUGUUGCCAAACUCACAGAUUCCAUACAUAGGCGAUAUUGUCAGGAUUGUGUGUGCAAUCUUCAACAAGUUCGGUACACCAAUAAGCACGGGGGAUGCAGAGCAAGAUCAACUGCUAGGAUCGAAAAUGUUGCAUUUGUCACGGAAGCAGAAUUCUCUUUGGGAGAGAAUUGAACGAGAAGGCCUUUUCAAUCGACCUAGUAAGUGGCAGAAGAUGGAGACCACAACUGAUAUCAUAUUUCCUGUUCUGACAGAAGAAGACCUGCGGAAUUUGACACUGGGAGUGUAUCAGCUCAAACUGGCACGGUCCUACACACAGGAACAUAUGAGCGAAACGGGAGGAUAUGAAGUAUCUAUCUGUAAAGUAGAUGCUAAUCUGAUCAAUGCCAAGAUACAGAGCCGACAUUUUUCCUCAAAACUUUACCAAUUGUGGGUAUCAUUUGAUGAUUGUAAUGUGCAAGGAUGGUACUGUACAUGCCGUGCUGGGGCGAGGGUGGUUGGGACUUGCUCCCAUGUUGCAUCCAUCUUAUGGUAUAUGGGAUUUGCACGUCAUUUAGACAAGUCCUUUGACUUUAGUAAGGACUGGACACAAUAUUUACAAGAUGCCAGUUAUACACCAGACCCAAUCAGUAUUGAUGAGAGUGAUGAUGAAGAGUCUUCUGAUGGAGAAGGCGACACACCUACAAACAAGAUGCUUGAUAGCUGUGUCAACACAGAAUCCUUGUGUAGACCAGACAGUCAAACAUUAUUUGACCAGGAGGUCAAAGGUCCAAGCAAUGAUAGUCUGGAAAACCAGGAAAUGUCUUCUGAUGAAGAAAUUCAGUUUAAAACAAAAAGUACAGAAAAAUCCAGGAAUAAUACAAUGCUGUCAGAACAGAUAGAAAAGCCUGCUGUUGCAGAUAUAAUAUCCAAAGACAUACCUGUUUCUGACAAACUAACAACAGUUACUGCUAUCACUGAAAAGUUGACAGAGACAACCACAGUCAUGAGCAAAACAUCUGAAGUCACAGCUUUAACAGAAAAGUCAACAAAGAGUUAUGUCAGUAGUACUAUUAACAUAGGGGGAAAUGUGACGGGCUCUCUAACCAAGACUAAUGAACCAAGUCUGGAUUCAACAGGGCCAAUUCCAAGCUUCAAAACACGUAAAAAGUUAUCGUUCUCGGCAUUAGAGAAGAGCUUUCUGAAGAAAGAGGUACAGAAAAAUAAAAGGAGGGGUAGUAAGGUAUCCCCUGUGGUCAAUAGUAAUCCCUUUAACAAGUCAGGGACCAAGUCAACAAGGAGUUCUGUAGUGGGGGAAGAGAGCAGUGUUCAAGAUUCUCUUAAUUCAACGUAUGAUGUAGCUGUUGAAGAAGAGUUCGGAAAAGUAAAUGACAAUUCUUUAUCAAAAUGUGGGAAAACUAAACAGCAAUCUAAGGGAGGUGUGAAAGUAGCAGAGAAAUCUCAUUCACAGCAGAGAAAGUCAAAUAAGAAGCGUACAUCGAAAGCUAGGGAAGAGGAAAACACUGUUGGUGAGAGUGAAGUUACAGAGAAAGUGGAAACGGCAAAAUCAGGAGUGAAACGGAAGUCACAAAUUGGACCAACUGUAUCGCUCAAAGAAAUGGAGGAAAGCAUUGAGAAAAAUUCUCAAUAUGCAGAUGGAACAUCCAUACGGAAAAGUCUUAGGCGUAAAUCUGUUGGUGAUGGCUUAAAGCGAAAAUCUGUUGGUGAUGGCUUAAAGACAAAGAAGGAACAAAUUGUAAAAUCAGUUGAGAAGCGGAAAUCACAAAUUUCAUCAACAGUUGCUACAAAAGUUAAUGAGAGCUGUGAAGAAUCAUCUCAGAAACCAAGAAGGACAUCAAAACUAAAAACCUUAAAACGAAAAAGUUCAUUCCCAAGUAAAACUUCAAAUCAAAGUGUUGUGAUAGACAAGGAGAAUGAAGGAUCUGAAGACUUGGGUGAUAAACAAACAAAGUCCAAAAAGGGAAAAUCAGCAUCUUCCAGAAAGAGAGUUGUGUCACAGAUAAAUGAACCUGAAAAAGUGGAAUAUUUAUACGAUUCUGACAAUAGCAGUUUGAUUAUCAAUGAAUAUGAAAAAGAAAUUGAAAAGAAAAUGAAAUCUAGAACAAAAUCAAGCAAGUCUAUCAUGAUGUUAGGGAAACAUACAAAAUCUCCAGGAGGUGAUCAGAAUUUGCCUUCAGAUGGAAAUAUUAUAAAAAAACGAAGGACAUUUGUGUUAGGUGAUGAUGAUAUGGAAACAAAUGAAACAUUAGAAAGGAGCCAAAUGGAUAAUGCUAAAAGUGAUAAUGAUCCAAAUGUGACAAAUCUACCUGUGGUUACCAACUCGGGGAAUAAAAUUGCCAAGAAGAGAGGACGAUCCUGUAAGUCUCUUCCAGGGAAAACGUCUUGCAGUGUGGAUAUCAAUAGGGAUGGAAAUACUUCUGACAAUGCUUUAGAGGAUAAUUUGGUUGAAACUGAAGGAAGUGUUAUUAAAAAGCCUCUUAAAAGGAUUGGUAGGAAUAGUAGAAAGUAUAGUCCUCAGGUUAGAUCUACUUCAUCUCCUGUUUUAAAUGUCACGGGUAACAGACGUGUUGGUAAAAAGCAAGACAAGCACAGCAAGAAAUCUAUAUCUGUACCAACUCGUCUAUCAAAGGAUGACCUUAGAAACAAUAGCUUUCUAGAUACAGACAAUGCUGCUGAAGCUGAUGGGGAUGUACCUUUUGAAUAUUUAUCUGACCAAGACAUAUCUGAUGCAAACGCACUUGAGAAACAGGAGGAAAACAGGAGAGAAAAAAAAAGAGGAAAGAGAGCUGUGUCAUCCAAUAAGAAACUAGACCAGAAAACGAAAGGCCAAGGUUUAUUAAAGCAAACGCUGUCAAAGGCAAAGUCUAAGAAAGGAGUCGCAAGGAAAAACAAUGUGUUGAAAUCAGGAAAAUCUGAGUCAAAGAAAGGUUCCAAAGUGAAGAGCAAAAUUCAGGAAAAAAAGGAGGCAGCAAAUGAAACAAAUGAUGUGUCUGAAUCCAAUGUUUCUAAAGCUAAAGGUAGAAGGAAGCAAAAAAUCAGCAUUGGGUGUGUUGACACAGAUUCAUUGAAAUGUUCUCUAAACAUUUCUCAAACUUCUUCCACUUGUUCAAAAAUUGUAGUAGAGGCAUCGGAUGGAAUCAACCAAAAUAGCAACUCACCGAUGGCAGAUGAUUUUGAAGAACAGGAAGUGAACCGUUUGGACACUGAAGAAAAUGUUUCAACUGUACAGUCAUCACAAAAAAACAAAUUGUCAUCAAGGAAAAGAAGUAUGUCCAAUAAAAAAUCAAACAAACGAAAAAGUGGAAAAGAUAGAAAAAGUGAGGUGGAAGAUUCUGAUGUCAAAGAUAUAGAUUCAGUGCCUCCUGAUAAUGAUAUACCCAUGCUCUCUCUUUCUAAAAAGUCAGGUCUCGGCCUUCUAGCCAGCACCGUGCAGUCCCCUCAAGGUUCUUAUACACCAUUUUCUGCCACACCUGGAUCGGAAUUCACCUUAACUAGAAGGGAAGAAAUGUUUCGCAGUGGUGUAUCAUUUCGUCAGUUGAAAGUUGAACGAUCAGCAAAGAAAUCUACAUCAAAGAAAAGUAGCAGGAUAUCAUUAGAUGAUAAAGAUGAUGACAUAGAUGAUGACAAAGAUGAUGAAAGUGAUAUUGUUGAUGAUCAGGAUGUGCAUGAUGAGGGUGAUUAUGAAGAUGAGAAGGAAGAUGACAUUGCCCAAGAAUUGACUGACAAUGAAUCUAGGGAAGUACAAGAGGUUUCUGUUGGUUAUCAAAAUACCUCAACCAGGCAACAAUCAUCAGGCACAGGGUUUAGACCGACUCCAAUAUCAGGUGCCUCACCGAAAUCUUCUCUUUCUCCAGAAAACCUGACCCCAUGCUUGGUUACCCCUGGUAGAAAGAGUGCAAGUAAAGGCCGCCGAGUCACCAUCAACCACCAAGUGACAGAGGCUGUGUAUGAUGUCCCAUCUGACUUGUCAUCAUCUGACACACCUGUCUCCUCCAAGAAUAGGCGACGCUCCAGUAUCCCUGGUGGUGACCAAACAACAUACAUCUCGAUGUCGUCUACACCUAUACAUGCCUGUGAGAGGACAACAACAGAAACACCACAGCCUUUCCAGAAACCAGAGAAAUCCAAGAUCAUAUUACCAGACCCAUCGCCUCCUAACGGCCUAAGGCGGUCACAGAGGACACGAGUGCAGACUCUGGAAUGGUACAAGAAUGAACGAGUUGAUUAUAAAUACAGAAAGUCAGGAGGAUUUGUUAUUGGGGGAAUCAUUCCCUCACAAGAAGCUAAAAUCUUGGAACUUGAACAGAAAAAGAGAAAAAAUUUACGAAAAGGCCACAAGAAACAAAACAAGAAGAGAAAGAAUGUUGGGUCACCACCUCGGAACUUGUCUAUGCAUGUUGAUAUUCCAUCAGACUUGAACCUAACAGUAUCGGAUGAGAUUCCUGUGAUAAAUCCGGAGACAGAGGAAGAAGUCCUUGUGGAGUGUUUUGCCAGUAAAGAUAGUGGAGUAUUUGUUGGUCCAUCUGGGAAGCAGCCCACACCAGAAGACCCAUUUGUGAUGUCUCGUGUCCUGGACCAGAGAGGGUUUGGUACUGGAGUGUUAUUGUUACGCCCCCUACAAGAAAAGACAAUUCAGAUGGUCAGCAGAGGCACUCUGAUUUUCCUGUUGGAUCGGGGUGUGAUAACAAUGACAGUACACAAAACUUCUGUUGUCAUGGAGGCAGGUGAUUCAGCCUUUGUCCCCAGAGGAAACGCAUACAGUAUGAAAAAUCUUCGCUCAGAAGAGGCAAAACUUUCCUACACAGUUUUAAAGGAAUCCUUUGAUGAAAGUGAUGCAUGAAAAGGUGAAAUUUUUAACAUACCAUGUCCUUAAAGGAUAUCAGGUGGACACUAUCCUAACAGGAUAUCAGCCGGAGACUGUCCUAACAGGAUAUCAG